AUGGAGAAAACAAUUCUUCUCAGCAACGUUAGCAAAAACGCCAGGCUCGCUGUGUUUCUCGCCUGUGCGCUGAAGCUAGCAGUCACCGUUCCAACCUGGGCACAAAAGGCUAGAAAGAAAUCCUUUUUCGAGUUUCUCGCCCUGCUCGAUUCGAUGUUGACCGACUGGAUGCUAUUCAUCGUUAUUACCUACGUUCUUCUGCACUACCUUAAUAAGUACGGUACCAACAAACGUAAGAAGGGAGGUAGAUACUCUUCUACUUCUUCCAAAAUUAGCAGGUCGUCUGGAGGGAGUGAUAGAUCUAUAUGCGGAAGCAACAUAACCAUCCGAUCGAAUGCGAGCUAUAUGUCCCUUAGUUCAAUUACUACAUCCGUUAUCGACCGCCAUAACGAUGUUUCCUUCUCAAUGGAACAGUUUUUGAAGGGCAGGGACGAAUUUUUCUUGACCGCAAAGGGUAUGGUUGAGGGUAGUUUUGGUGAAAUUGAUAGUUCAAGGGUUUGGGAUUCUGGUGUUGAGUACAGCAGACGAGAGGCUCUCUUGGAGCUGGUUCUGGAGUGA
Orbilia oligospora ATCC 24927 is the source of this 558-nucleotide messenger RNA. RefSeq lists its product as uncharacterized. The transcript is spliced from 3 exons. The record is from RefSeq and is a predicted model, not a curated record. The coding region runs from base 1 to 558 and encodes 185 amino acids. Lineage: Eukaryota; Fungi; Ascomycota; Orbiliomycetes; Orbiliales; Orbiliaceae.